Molecule: messenger RNA, 1622 nt
Organism: Beta vulgaris subsp. vulgaris (sugar beet)
Lineage: Eukaryota; Viridiplantae; Streptophyta; Magnoliopsida; Caryophyllales; Amaranthaceae
Exons: 10
Coding region: 298-1239 (313 amino acids)
Molecular function (GO): protein binding
Source: RefSeq, a predicted model, not a curated record
CCAAUAGCUAAACCAAACCUAUAAAUUUGGAAUCAAAAACGGUGGGGAGAGAGAGAAAAUGUGCUAGAACGAAGUAGUAAUCUAGGCCCUAGGGUUUUCUAUUCGAUUCUUCAACCAAAAAUCUUUGCAAUUUUGAAGAAUCUCCCUAAUGUCCCUUCUUCUGCAAUCUUUACGGAAACGUCAUCCAUUUCUUCAUCUUCAACCUCUUCUUCCUUAUAAACUUCCCUCACUAAAUUCACAUACAAUGCUCCAAUUCUUCUUUCUCCUCUUUCAGAAUUCACUUCGAUCGGAAUUGAAAUGGCUGCUCCUGAAGUAGACAAAAAGUUGCUGGAAAAUCUGGAAGAAAUGGGAUUUUCACUUGCUUGUGCAACACGGGCACUUCACUAUUCUGGAAAUACCACUCUGGAAGAUGCUAUUAAUUGGAUCGUUGAUCACGAGAAUGACUCGGAUAUUGACCAGUUUCCUCUGGUACCAGUGGACAUUGAUUUGGAUGCUCAUAAACCAUUUCUUAUCACAGAGGAAAUGAAGAUCAAGGCCCAAAAACUAAGACACAUAGCCAACCAACUGAGCAAAGAGAAAAAGAAGGAGCUGGAAAGAGAGGAGGAAAAGAAGAGAAUUCAAGCGGGGAAGAGAAUUUUUGAGGCAAAGCAAAUUGCAGAAGAAAAUGCAAGAAAAAGAAUGAAAGCUUCAAGAAAUGCAGAUAAAGAGGAGGAAAUAAAAGCCAGGGAGAGAAUACGUCAAAAGCUAGAAGCAGAUAAGGCAGAGCGAAGGUCAAUGCUUGGAAUACAGCCUGCUUCGUCAUUAUCAAUGCAGCCUGCAUUUCAUGCGGUACAGGAAAAACCAGAAAAGGCAGCAAAGCCUGUGAAAUCUACUAAAAAGGCAGAGCUUCUGAGUGACUGUUUACGAUGUCUAAGGCGUUACCAUAAGGACGAGGAUGCCAGAGUAAAGAAGGCUUUCCAAACUCUCCAAAUAUACAUUAGAAAUGUCAUGAACAAUCCUGACGUGGAAAAAUUCAGGAAUCUACGGAUCAAUAACUCAGUUUUCCAGGAAAGAAUCGGCAGUCUGACUGGAGGUGUCAGGUUUCUGGAACUUUGUGGGUUUGAAAGGACGAAUCAGGGGCAGUUCUUGUAUCUACCUAGGGAAAAGGUUGACAUGGAAACACUAAAUUCAGCGAUGUCUGUAUUACACUCUGCAAUGACCAAUCCUUUUUUUGGAAUGCUCUCUGUUCAACAACCUUGAAGUCCAUGGAGUAUGGACAAGGAUGAUCAAGACAGAUAAUAGCAGAACAAGGAUGAUCAAGACAGAAAAUCUUGAAACUUUACACACACAAAAUAUAGCCGUAGUGGUUGUGGGAUAAGCUGUAUGUAACCAAGAGUGAAUAUACGUAAACGGCUUGUGUCACGAAUUUGUGCUUGUCUAUUCUGGAAGCGUGGAAAGAAAGGUGUAGCUUCUUUGUACAAAAACUUUUGUUCUUUUCUACUUUUCUAACUUAUCUGACAUUUAUCUCUCAUAUACAUCAGUUUUUGGUGAUUUAUCUAGUUACACUAGUAGCAAUAGAUUGUACAAUAGAAAUGCAUAGUUGACUAUUUGUAUGACAUUGUUAUAAUACAUAACAUAAAGGA